Messenger RNA from Poecilia latipinna (sailfin molly), 1468 nucleotides. It is a transcript of the gene lin28b, whose product is annotated as lin-28 homolog B (C. elegans). Gene Ontology annotation, cellular component: cytoplasm; nucleus. Bases 208 to 921 code for a protein of 237 amino acids. The record is from RefSeq and is a predicted model, not a curated record. Gene Ontology annotation, biological process: pre-miRNA processing. The transcript has 4 exons. NCBI's taxonomy places the organism in Eukaryota, Metazoa, Chordata, Actinopteri, Cyprinodontiformes, Poeciliidae. Gene Ontology annotation, molecular function: zinc ion binding; mRNA binding.
CAGAGGUGGUGUGAGUGAGGAAGGGAUCGGAGGGAAGAGAGAAAGACAUGACAAAAAUAUCAAAAGGCAGAAAGCACGCCGUACCAUGCGAGCCAAACUGGCGACCGACGGGAUCGAGGAUGUCGGAUUAAUGGUGACGACCGCAGCCCGUUUUCGCAGAGGAAGCUUCUCUAUCGCAACUUGGGCGCAGAGGGUCCGCGGGGAAACAUGGCCGAAGGAGGGCCGGGUAAAGGUGGCGGUGGCGCUGGCGGAGAAGACCCCGCCAAGUCCACCGAGCAGGAGGAGAGGGCUCGAGCCCAGGUCCUGUCCGGAUCGGGCUUCUGCAAGUGGUUCAACGUCCGCAUGGGCUUUGGAUUUAUAUCAAUGACGAACAGCGAGGGGAGCCCCGUCGACCCGCCUCUGGAUGUUUUCGUCCACCAAAGCAAACUGGUGAUGGAGGGUUUCCGCAGCUUAAAGGAGGGUGAGCAGGUGGAGUUCAUCUAUAAGAAGUCCUCUAAGGGCCUGGAGUCCUUGCGGGUGACCGGACCUGGUGGAGGACCCUGUGCGGGCAGUGAGAGGAGACCUAAAGGGAAGGUUCCACUCCUGAAACGUAAACCAAAGGGAGAUCGCUGUUAUAACUGUGGAGGUCUGGACCACCAUGCCAAGGAGUGUGGCCUGCCCCCCCAGCCAAAGAAAUGCCACUACUGCCAGAGCAUCACUCACAUGGUCGCCCAGUGUCCCCACAAGGCGCUGGCACCCGCCGCAGGCUCUCAGGACCAACAAGCGUCUACCUCGGCCUCCGCUCCAGGCACGGGGCCUCACCUCUGCCUCCCCGAGGAGGAGGAGCGCUCCGGCUCGUCUCCCCUGGAGGGGUCCUCCUCGUCACCCGAGGAGCCACACACACACCGCAGCUCACGGACCCAAAGGUGGAGGAAAUCCUGAAAAUGUUCCGUCGAGGUGAACUUUUUUUUUUUUUUCCCCCACCCCAAAACCCAGCCCCUGACCUUCAUGUCUACCCUCAAUCAAGGUUACCCGAAGUCCCACCUACCCCCUUUCCUCCUCGUCUACCUCACACUUGUGAAAAAAAAGGGAGUUUUUUUAAUUUUUUUAUUAUUAUUAUUAUUUCUUUUAUUUUUCAUUGUGUUAUUUUUCUAACCAGCACAGCUGUGGCAGCGAUCAGCGGGGUACGGGACGUGCGUGAAUGUGUGCGACUGACUUGCAGUCAUCUGGUGCAGCUAUGGAAACGACUGCUGGAAAGGUGACUGCAGGGAAUAAUUCUUUGUGUUUCAAUCUGUGCAGCUCAAUGGUGAAAUGUCAUUUGUGUGUAGGUUUUGAUGACUGUGAUGUUUCUUCUCCCCCUCGGACCUGAAGGGUGGCUAUUUUAAAAUCCCCCCCACCCCCCUUCCUGCUUAUUUUGCAGACUGAAAGCCACAACUGUAUACUGUAAGCCUAAUCAUUCAGAGAGAGAGAGAGAGGAAAAAAAAAAAAA